AUGGCGCAUAACAACUUGGUAUCGGAGUCAGCUAUCAUGGGUGACGAAAAAACUUUGACAUCCAAGUUGGAGACAUUCAUGGAACAAAUGGCUACAAGGCAACAAGCAUUAGAGGAGCAGAUGGCCAUGUUAUCUCUUUCGUCUCAGGUAACCUACCUCAGUCAUGUCAUCCAUGGUGAAGGAGUCGAGGUUGAUCACACUAAAAUUAAAGAUGUCACCGAUUGGCCAACUCCUAAAACUACCAAAGCUCUACGAGGUUUUCUUGGGUUGGUAGGAUAUUACACAAAAUUCAUCAAGAAUUAUGGACAAGUUGUUACACCCUUAACAUCUCUUCUAAAGAAAAAUGCCUUCAACUGGACUAAGGAAGUUGAUGUUGCUUUCACCCAAUUAAAAACUUCUCUUUCAGCAGCCCUAGUCUUGCAAUUACCCAACUUUAAGGAGGAAUUUGUGGUAAAAUGUGAUGCUUUGGACAGCGGGUUUGGAGCUAUACUGUAA
Molecule: messenger RNA, 495 nt
Organism: Gossypium arboreum
Lineage: Eukaryota; Viridiplantae; Streptophyta; Magnoliopsida; Malvales; Malvaceae
Exons: 2
Coding region: 1-495 (164 amino acids)
Source: RefSeq, a predicted model, not a curated record